Athalia rosae (coleseed sawfly) is the source of this 1639-nucleotide messenger RNA. It is a transcript of the gene IFT57, whose product is annotated as intraflagellar transport protein 57 homolog. Gene Ontology annotation, cellular component: Golgi apparatus; intraciliary transport particle B; cilium. Lineage: Eukaryota; Metazoa; Arthropoda; Insecta; Hymenoptera; Athaliidae. Bases 237 to 1463 code for a protein of 408 amino acids. Gene Ontology annotation, biological process: non-motile cilium assembly; intraciliary transport. The transcript is spliced from 7 exons. The record is from RefSeq and is a predicted model, not a curated record.
GCAAAUGAAACUCCCUAGCACCAAGACGCGACUGUGUUGGCAGACUGAUUUUUGACAAGUGCAUCUGCGGGCUGUCAUCUAUCGUCUACGCCGACGAGUAGAUUUGUUUAUCUGUCAAAGGUUCGCUCAUUCGGCCCCUAAAUAAUCGCCUGUCUCAUUAAAUCAAGCGAUAUGCUUAUCGGCGAAUAACGAGGGACACCACAGAUCGAAGACGGGCUUAACUGAAUCGUAACAAAAUGUUUCGAGAAACACCGAAGAUUGUAAUUGAAGAUGCAGCUGCUCCUUCAGCGGCCUAUGUGGCCAAUGUACGGAUGGAGGAUUUAAUGGAAAAAUUGAAGAUUCUCAAUUACGACGAUGAAUUCGUACAGAAUAUGAAAAUGAAACCCAUAAACAGGCACUAUUUUGUGGUUCCAACAAACUCUGGAGAACAGUUUUAUAUGUUUACAUCCCUGGCUGCAUGGCUGAUUAGAAAAGCUGGGACUAAUUUUGAUCAGCCUCAGGAAUACGAUGAUCCCAAUUCUACCAUAUCCAUAAUCUUGGAUCACCUCAGGGCCAUCGAAGUUCCUAUUGAAUUCCCACCAAAUAAAUUGAAGCAGGGUGUUGGUGAACAUGCAGUCUAUGUCCUUGAUUCUUUAGCUGACCAAGCUAUCAAGGUUCUCAAUUUUAAGUGGAAAAAGGUAGAAAUACCCCCAGACGAUCCUACGCCAGAACCUGAAAUAGAAGAUGAUGAUGCAGAGUUAAUACUGGAAAAAGUUGAGGAGGAAAUGCUGGCAGAAUAUGAAGAGGAAGACGAGGAUGAUGUCUUACAUGUAGACGACAUAACCAAGCUAUAUGCAAAAAAUAUGUAUGAUGUUCAGAAGCCUGAAAAUAUUUUGGAGUCAACAACAGAUAUGGAGGAAUGGAAACUUGAAUUGGAGCGAGUCCUACCGCAGUUGAAAGUUACAGUGAAGACUGAUCCCCGCGACUGGAGGGCUCACUUGGAGCAGAUGAAGCAGCAUCGGUCAAACAUUCACGCAAACCUUACUGGUACAAAAAGUCAAUUAGAAAAGCUACAUUCUGAUAUCGGAAACACAUUAGAUAAAAUUAAAACUCGGGAAAUGUAUCUGAAUAGGCAGCUAGAACCUGGUCUGAAUGAAUUCCGAUCACUGCAGGAAGAAUUGUCCAAGGUGAAAGAGCAGUACAGAGACGUGAGUGGGGGCGUAACAGAGAGAACGAGAACUCUGAAUAAGCUCACUGACGAAUUGGAGCAAGUUAAGCGAGAAAUGGAUGAAAGAGGAUCGAGCAUGACGGACGGAACGCCGCUGAUAAACAUUAAGAAAACGAUAACAAAAAUGAGGAAUGAAGUUUCGGAGAUGAACGUGAGAAUAGGCGUUUUGGAAUACAGCUUAAUGUGCACAAGGGUUCGUGACCGCACGCAACUCCAGGAAGAUAUGAACAGUACCAACAGUUCCAUCAUGAUUUGAGAAGUCGAACUUCUCUUGCAUGCAUCUUUUACACGAGUUAGAAUUAUGCUCCAAGUUAUACAGGUCAUAGAUUUUCUAGUCAAUUUAAUCCGUCCAAACGAACAGUUGUGAGUCAUUUGUACAUUAUCUGUAAUCCUGAUUAUACUGGUAAUAAUCAUCUGACAAUUGCAUCUACA